Botrytis deweyae is the source of this 678-nucleotide messenger RNA. RefSeq lists its product as uncharacterized. Bases 1 to 678 code for a protein of 225 amino acids. Lineage: Eukaryota; Fungi; Ascomycota; Leotiomycetes; Helotiales; Sclerotiniaceae. Gene Ontology annotation, cellular component: nucleus; cytoplasm. The transcript is spliced from 4 exons. The record is from RefSeq and is a predicted model, not a curated record.
AUGAGAUUUUUAUGUCUCCAUGGAAUGGGAACUAACAGUGAUAUCUUUGAACUCCAGACUGUCGCAAUCCGGCACGCCCUUUCUCUAGACCAUACAUAUGAUUUUAUCGAAGGCUCUGUUCCCUGUCCCAUUGCUCCAGGUUUAUCUGGCCUUGUUGCACCCGACACACAAACCUUCCAAUAUGCAGACGAAUCUUCCAUAGCAAGUUGCACUAAAGCCCUCCGUGACCUUCAAGACUACAUUGCCGAAUUCGGUCCAUAUGAUGGUAUUAUUGCUUUCUCGAGCGGCGCCUCCGUAGCCGCAACAUUGAUCAUUCAUCAACAAAUCCUCCGUAAACGUCAAGAUUGUAUGAAAUUCAAUUUGAAAUGUGCAAUUUUCUUUUCCGGUGGUAUACCGAUAGAUCCGACUGCAUUACUAGAGCGAGAGGAGUUUGUCAUCUUACAGCCUGAUGUACAUGGAGAGAUUAUAGAUCUACCCACGGCACAUAUUUGGGGCUGUAAUGAUCAGUUGUAUCCUACGUUUGGCCUAGUUUUGGUAGAUUUGUGUAAACUAAAUCUUAGAGAGAUAUUCAUACAUGAAGGAGGUCAUGAUAUUCCAGGGCCAGAGAACAAGACUGCCGUCGCGGAGAUAGUGAAGAUUGUUAAGAGAACUGUGGAAAGAGCAUUAAACAUUCAGUAA